Molecule: messenger RNA, 9669 nt
Organism: Symbiodinium natans
Lineage: Eukaryota; Dinophyceae; Suessiales; Symbiodiniaceae
Source: the annotation of a GenBank genome assembly
AUGUGCUGCUGGUUGACGGUGCUGGCCGCAGCUGUUGCUUUUGGCACGGCCUGCCACGCCCAGAAGCUGCGCGGGUCUCCGCCUUCUUUGACAUGCGAUGCCUGCCCAUACGCAGAGGGUGAGCACGUCGAAGCAUUGUGUCGUGGCCAGCUUUUGUCAGCUGGCACUUGCAUCCAGCUGGUGUCUUUGCCGCAGCAUUGCCACCUACGGGGCCCUUCUACGACGGCGAGGCCGACGUUGCUCUGCGGCGCGGGCGGCGGUGGCUUGCUAAGUACACUGAAGGGUGGCCAUCUCCUCCUGACUGGCAACCUCCGUGCCACCUCUCUGCGCCUGGACCUCCAGUCGCUGACGCUCGAGGAUGCAGACGUUCAGGUGGACCACGGUCUGCAGGUUCUUCAGGAGGCCCCCCCGCACCACGGCGGCGCCUUCGUGGCCAAUCAGACGUUGUUGCUUCGGAGGUCUGCCUUGACGGUUGCGAACACCAAAGCCGAAUCCGGGGGCGCCUUCUACUGCCAGGAUGUGAAGCUUCUGGAAGGCUCCAGCCUCUCGAUUGUGAACAGCACUGCGGAGGGAGGCAGCGGCGGCGGCUUCUAUGCGAGCGGCGCCGUCACCGUGGACGCUUCCUCCAUCUGGGUCCGGCACACCAGUGCCUCAGCCCAGGGUGGUGGCUUUCACACGAUGCAGGGCUUGCGGAUGACAUCCGCCGCGCUACACAUUGCAGACAGUGCCGUAGGAGGCGCAGGUGCUGGCCGCAGUUCGGGUGGUGGAGGCUUUUAUUGUGGUGGCGGGCUGGACCUGGUUAACUCCAGCCUCCACAUCCAUGAUGCCACGGCUCAGCCGCAGGGCUUCGGUGGGGCCUUCUUUCUUUCCAUGCUGUACCCAAACGGCCCGCCCCUGGCCCGCCUCGCCCGCUCCAACGUCACGAUACAGAACUGCAGAGCCGGCCUCCGUGCAGGUGGCUUUGCAAUGCUGGACUCGACAGAGCUUCUGGUUGUGGAUUCCAAGGUAAGAAUUUCGAACGUUUCUGCCCCCGAAGGCAGUGGGGGAUUCGAAGCUGGGUACCUGCGGCUUCUUGGCUCAGAGCUGCAAGUGCAGCAUGCGAGGACGGAGAAGUUGGGGGGUGGCUUUCUCGCCUGGAACUUUCUUGCCAACAACUCGAGGUUGACUUUGUCCUACACGUCGGCGGCGUCGGCAGGAGGCUUCAGUGCACAACACAGUUUCCAGCUGAUCGGGUCCAGCCUCGACAUCGUGAGGGCCGAUGCUUUCGGAGGUGGCUGCGCCGGCUUUGAGGCCCUGUGCCCCAUCGAGAUCAAGGAGUCGACGGUCCGCGUGAGCAGUGGCGAGGCAACAGGGGGCGGUGGUGGCUUUUGCGCAGGGGCAGUGUGGGUCAGCGGUUCCCACCUGUCAAUCUCGGACUCCGUGGCUAUGGGUCAUGCUGGUGGCAUGCAAGCACGUGGUCCCUUGCACUUACAAAACUCCAGCCUCGACAUCCGACGAUGCAGGAGUGGGAAGGACGGCGGGGGCGUGUGGGUCGGAGGGGACAUGCUGGUCGGGGGUGGGUCAUUGGUCUCGGUGUGGGACGCUGAGUCUUCAGGCCUGGGCGGCGGCCUCAUGGUUUCGAAGUCUCUGAAGGUGAAGGACCGGUCAGAAAUCCACAUGGACAAUGUCUCAGCCGGUCAAGGGGGAGGCAUCCACGCCUACAAAAACAUCAGCGCCGGCGGAGGGUCCUCUCUGGCCAUAUCCGGUGGCACAGCCCAGUCGGGACACGGCGGUGGGUUUGUUGCUGAGGGUGCCCUGCUCGUUGCCAGCUCCAGUGUCAGCAUAGACGGCACGGAAGCGGCGGCUACCGGAGGAGGAUUCUACGUCGGCUCAGCUCGCAUUAGCGACGGCUCCGUACUGGUUGUUGCUGACAGCACAGCAAGCGAAACAGGUGGGGGUUUCCGCAUCGGUGGCAGCAGAGUGGCUGGCAGCCUGGAGGUGUGGGAGUCGAACCUGACGGUUGCCGGGAGCGCCGCCGGCGAUGGCGGGGGCUUCCACGCGGGCAACGUGUCGCUCCGGCAUGCGCAGGUGAACGUGCAAGGGAGGGCCGGUGGCCGUGGCGGCGGCUUCUUGACGAGAGGCUUGGUGGUCCAAGAGUCCGAGUUGACGGUGGCCGGUGAAGCCGGAGAGGGCGAGGGUGGCGAGGGUGGGGGCUUCGUGUCCGAGGGCACAGAGCUGCGGGCGUCCAGGGUGCUGGUGGAGGGCACUGCCCGGCGCGGGGGCGGCUUCCGCUGCGGGUCCCUGAUGCUGCAGGCGACGGUGCUGGAGGUGCAGCGCGCCGCGGCGCGCAGCGGGAGUGCCGGGUAUGCGGGUGCGGUGCGGGCCGAGAACUCCCGCCUGCGGCUGCAGGGACUGCAGGGCCUGGAGGGCCUGCCGGGCGGCAGCGCCCUCGCGGCCGACUGCUUCGAGCUCACCCACUCCACGCUGCUUUGCGAGGCCGCCACAGAGACGGGCUUGUUCCUGCAGAACUCGAUGUGCUCCAGCGCCUGCGGCCAGACCUUCAGCAUCGAUGCCGAGUCCGGCAUCAACGCCAGCGGCGUGGUGUCGGCCCUGCUCUCCAUCGACACGUGCGAGAACGAGUCCGUCCAGCUCGCCGGCAUCGACUUCCGCACCCAGCACGCAGCAGUGGCCGAGGUCCCGUCCUCUGAGGUUUUCCUGGAGAACGUGACGGUGGAGUACACUCGGCCCAUCCAAGACUCUGCGGUGAUUCUUGCCACCCCGAGCUUUCAUGCCGAGUCCGUGGCCGUGGCGUGCCCGGGAUGCGCCCGGGGCGUGACCUUCAGCGCCGACCAGGAUGGCCUCCACGCCGUGAGCCGCGGGCCCCUGAGCUGUGCGCCUCGGGCCACCCUGGCGUCUGGGUCCACGGCGCGCUGUGGCUGUGACGACCACCAGGUCCCCGACGAAGGCUUUGGGGAACUCGUGGGCUUGGAGCAGACGUUGAGCUACUGCACCUUCUGCCCACGCCAGUCCGAGUAUGAGGGCGGUGGCUGCCGCAAGUGCCCCGUGUACAAGGCCUGGUCGGAGGGCGCGCUGGAUCGCUGCGGGUUUUGGCCCAAGGCGGCCGAGGUCCGCGCGCCGCUGCUGGUGGCGGCCACGCUCUUCGUGCUCUUGGCCUUCGGGGUCUUCGAGGUCUUCUGGACGCCCCUUUGGGUGGUGGACGCUGUGACCUCGAAGGGGAAGCUGGUCCUCACAGUGCAGGGCCCGAUCGUCCAUCUGCCCACAUUCCUGGCGAGGCAAGUGCACCGGAGCCUGUCCUACACCGUCGAGGACACGGAGCUCUUCUGGCUGGAUGCCGGCAAGCCCGUGGGGAAGAAGCUGAAUCCCGUCAAGCUUUGCGGAGUCGGCCGGAACCUGCAGCUGGAGCCGGAGCCACCCUUUGACUGCGCCACCAGCAGGGGCACGCUCACAGCCACGCGCUACUGGCGCCCGCUCUUCUGCUUCUGGCUAGUGCUCUUCGUCGUGAUCCUGCUGCCAACAGCCGUGGCCGUGGCCAUCAUGUCAAGAAACGGAGUUCGGCACGUGCUCCUGACGGCCUUCUAUGCCGUGCUGCCCUUGAGCCUGGGCGCUGUGGCGCUUCACGGCCCCGUGGCCUGGAUGCUUGGGAAGCACUACGCCAAGACCCCCCUUCAGGCAGCCUGUCAGGAGUACCUCCCGAAAGUGGCCCACGUGCCCAACCCAGGCCCGGAUGCCGGCCACCCGAAGAACCAGGGCCUCUUGGCAAACACGCUCGCGGAGCUCUGGGAGCACUUCCAGCGUAUCAUUUUGGAGCGAAACAUGCAUUUUGUGGUCGCGAACAUCGUCCGACCGCUGACGAUCAGGAAGCAAGUGUCCUUUGUGAACCUCUGGGGUGGCAGGCCGGUUGACUACUUUGUUAGCCACAGCUGGGGCACCAGCUUCCAGCACUUUGUGAAGUGCAUCCGUCGCCAUGCCGACUUCGUCGGUGCACCCAAUGACGCCUAUUGGAUCUGCUCCUUUGCCAACAACCAGUGGGACAUCGCGUCAGAGUUGGGCACCAGCGUCAUGGACAGCGCCUUCGCCCGCGUCCUCCAGGCAGGCGUCAAGGGGGUCGUCAUGGUGCUGGACCACGAGGUCCAGCCCCUCACUCGCGUAUGGUGUCUCUUCGAGUUCCUGCUGUCGAGCAACCUUCAGCUGGACCUGGUCUUUGCUACGGACCUCGGGGUCCUCGGGGAGCAGGGUGCUUCGCCUGACACGGCCUUGCAAAUCGGCCGGAAGUUGAAGACGCUCCAAGUGGCGAACUGUCUUGCUUCCAGUGAGGAGGACAAGCGCAAGAUCUUCAACUACAUUGUCUCUUCCCUCGGAAGUCUCGAGAACAUGGACAGUUGCGAGAAGCAGGAUGCCAGUGCAAACCGCUCGGACUUCGCGCGCGCUGCGCUUCGCGCAGCCCGAACCAUGCCAGCUGCGCGCCAUGGCGAACUCCUCGUCGUCGCGCUUGCGGCCCUCAGCGGGACCGGUUCUGCCGAGCUGUCCCGGCGGAUUCCAGGCCUAAGUUCCCGGCGCGCCCCACGCUCCUCCGCGGAGCGGGCGCUUGAGGCGUGUGAGGUUGCCUCAGCUGAGCGCUUGGAGGCUCUUUGUCACGGCUCCCAGCUGUCACCCGGGGCUUGCUUCCAGCUGGAGUCAACAGGCCUGCCGCGGAGCUGCCGCUUACAUGGUCCGAGUGGACCCACUUCCGAGCCAGCGCAGCUCCGCAGUGAUGGCCGCACGCUGAAGGGCGGCGACCUUCUCCUGAGUGGCCAGCUUGUCAUCGCUUCACUACGAUUGGACCUGCAGUCCUUGACUCUUGAAGAUGCGCACGUCGUGAUGGCGCACAAUCAGACCACCGGGGACUUGCAGGACGGUGGCGUCUUCAACACCACCGGCAAUGUGACUCUUCACAGGUCCAACCUGACCGUGCGGGGUGCUGAAGGCAUGCUUGGCGGCGGCUUCGUCGCCCUUUCGGGCGUGAAUCUGCUGCAGUCGAACUUGCAGAUCUUGGACAGCCGGGCGAAUGUGUCGGGCGGUGGUUUCGCCACCUCAGGAAGCUUGUUGCUCGAGGACUCCAGUCUCACUGUCCGAGGUGCGUGGGCAGGAAAGACGGGUGGCGGCUUUAUGGCCUAUGGUGACGUGAAACUGCUGCGCUCCACGGUGCAGAUUCUGGAGAGCCGGGCUCGAGUCGGUGGCGGCUUCGCUGCCUCGCAAGUGGUCCUUGAGGAGUCCAACCUCACUGUCCAUGGAACGAGGGGCCUGAGAGGUGGCGGGUUUGUUGCAGUCUCGGACGUGAAGCUGCUGCGAUCGAGCUUGCAGAUUCUGGACACCGUGGCAGAGCAACUCAACGGUGGCUUCCUCACCAAGGGAAGCUUGUUGCUUGAGGAAUCGAACUUGACGGCCCAACGCACGCGGGCUGUAAAGGUUGGUGCCUUCGAGGCCGAUGGCGACGUGAAAGUGACGAGAUCGAACCUGAACAUUCGGGACAGCACCGCCGUGCAAGGAGUUGGUGGCUUCUUCGCUGCUGGAGCGCUCCUCGUGGACACUUCCGCGGUCAGUCUCUCCGAGGUGGAAGCCUUUUUCUGCGGCGGCUUCACCGCCACGCGCAUCGAGGUGAGGAGCUCGAGGAUCGACAUCCGGCACGCGCGGGCGCACCAAGCCUUCGGAGCUCUUCUUUCUCAGGGCGCGAUUGAUGUCACCGACGGAUCCGUGCUGCGGAUCGCUGACAGUUCCGCGACCCUCCAGGCCGGGGGAUUCUUUGCGAAGGGCGCCGUUCGCGUGGUGAACCAGUCGCAGAUCCGCAUCGAAGAUGCCUCGUCCUUGAACAUUGCCGGCUUCUUCACGCAGAGUGAUGUGAUCCUUGCCCAAAACUCCUCACUAGCCAUCUCGAACCUGGACUCUGAGGAGUUCGGGGGCUUCCGAGCCGAGAGCUUGCAGGUGCUCAGCGGCUCUGGUGUCAGCAUCGAGAACGCAACCACCCGGAAGAAUCCGGGAGGCUUCGUGGUGUCCGAGCUCCUGGUGUCGGAGAGCUCCCUUGACCUUCGCAACGCCACGGCGGUCGAAGGGAACGGGGGCGGCUUUUGGGCGAAGGGGGCUGAGGUGCGCAGCUCCACCGUCCGCAUCUCGGGCGCGCAUGCAGAGAACGGCGGAGGCUUCUUCUGCGAGGAGAACUUGAGGGUGCUCGAUGGCUCCAUCAUAGAAGUCACCAGCACUUCGGCCUCGAGCCAAGGGGGCGGGCUUCUGGCCGCAGGAAGCGUGGUCGUCAACGCAUCUCGCCUGAGAGUGGCACACUCUCGUGCAGGUGGUGUCGGAGGGGGCUUUUUUGUGAUGGGCGGUCUGGUUCUUGCGAGGAAGGCGGAGGUUCUGCUAGAGGAGGUGACCAGCUCUGGAGACGCCGGCGGCUUUGCGUCGUCGAGCGUGGACGUGUCUGGGCAAUCCCUCCUCAGCAUCUCUGGUGCUUCCGCCUCGCAGGGGGGUGGAUUCUGGAGUCGGGGGAUGCUUCAGGUCACCGAGUCGCUGGUCCGCAUCCGCCGCGCCACGGCUUCGAAGCACGGCGGCGGUCUCUACUCAUGGCAAAGCGUCCUCCUUCGCAAGGGAUCUGUUCUGGACAUCUCCGAUUGUAAGGCGGGGGGCUCAGGUGGUGGGUUCAGGAGCGAAGGCAGCCUACAAGUGACGGGAGGUUCUUCGGUGCAGGUAACAGAGACUACCUCGGGCAUGCACGGCGGUGGAUUUAUUGUGCAGUCAGAGGUCGAGAUCUGCAACUCCACUCUCCAUCUUUCCCAAACUUCAGCUGAUAUGGAUGGUGGGGGCUGCAACGCGCAAAAAAGCUUGACCGUGAGAAAUUCCACGCUGAACAUAAGCUAUGCUAAAGCUGGAAGUCACGGAGGAGGGUGUAGUGUCCUGGGUGACAUUCUGCUGUCCGCCUCCAUGGUGACAACUGCACACACGGCCUCGGUUGGUGAUGGGGGAGGACUUGUCCAAGGGGCACUGCGUACAACAGAUGGCACUGUCCUCAAGAUACAGAACGCAACAGCUGGGAGGAAGGGAGGAGCCUUGAAUGUCCACGGCGUCUUGGAAUUCGGCAUGUCCGAGGCCACGCUGGAGGCCACCGCUGGAAUAGACGGUGGCGCUGUCUGGGCUGGCAGCUUGGAAGUGUGGGAGUCGAACCUGACGGUUGCUGGGAGCACCGUGGGCGAUGGCGGGGGCUUCCACGCGGGCAACGUGUCGCUCCGGCAUGCGCAGGUGAACGUGCAAGGGAGGGCCGGUGGCCGUGGCGGCGGCUUCUUGUCCAGAGGCCUGGUGAUCCGGGAGUCCGAGUUGACGGUGGCCGGUGAAGCCGGAGAGGGCGGGGGCUUCGUGUCCGAGGCCACAGAGCUGCUGGCAUCCAGGGUGCUGGUGGAGGGCACUGCCCGGCGCGGGGGCGGCUUCCGCUGCGGGUUGUUGAUGCUGCAGGCGACGGUGCUGGAGGUGCAGCGCGCCGCGGCGCGCAGUGGGAGUGCCGGGUAUGCGGGCGCGGUGCGGGCGGAGAACUCCCGCCUGCGGCUGCAGGGACUGCAGGGCCUGGAGGGUCUGGAGGGCCUGCAGGGCGGCAGCGCCCUCGCGGCCGACUGCUUCGAGCUCACCCACUCCACGCUGCUUUGCGAGGCCGCCACAAAAACGGGCUUGUUCCUGCAGAACUCGAAGUGCUCCAGCGCCUGCGGCCAGACCUUCAGCAUCGAUGCCGAGUCCGGCAUCACCGGCAGCGGCGUGGUGUCGGCCCUGCUCUCCAUCGACACGUGCGAGAACGAGUCCGUCCAGCUCGCCGGCAUCGACUUUCGCACCCAGCACGCAGCAGUGGCCGAGGUCCCAUCCUCUGAGGUUUUCCUGGAGAACGUGACGGUGGAGUACACUCGGCCCAUCCAAGACUCUGCGGUGAUCCUUGCCGCCCCGAGCUUUCAUGCCGAGUCCGUGGCCGUGGUGUGCCCGGGAUGCUCCCGGGGCGUGACCUUCAGCGCCGACCAGGAUGGCCUCCACGCCGUGAGCCGCGGGCCCCUGAGCUGUGCGCCUCAGGCCACCCUGGCGUCUGGGUCCACGGCGCGCUGUGGCUGUGAAGACCACCAGGUGCCCGACGAACGCUUUGGGGAGGUCGUGGGCUUGGAGCAGACGUUGAGCUACUGCACCUUCUGCCCACGCCAGUCCGAGUAUGAGGGCGGUGGCUGCCGCAAGUGCCCCGUGUACAAGGCCUGGUCGGAGGGCGCGCUGGAUCGCUGCGGGUUUUGGCCCAAGGCGGCCGAGGUGCGCGCGCCGCUGCUGGUGGCGGCCACGCUCUUCGUGCUCUUGGCCUUCGGGGUCUUCGAGGUCUUCUGGACGCCCCUUUGGGUGGUGGACGCCGUGACCUCGAAGGGGAAGCUGGUCCUCACAGUGCAGGGCCCCAUCGUCCAUCUGCCCGAGUUUUUGGCGAGGCAGGUGCACCGGAGCUUGUCCUACACCGUCGAGGACACGGAGCUCUUCUGGCUGGAUGCCGGCAAGCCCGUGGGGAAGAAGCUGAAUCCCGUCAAGCUUUGCGGAGUCGGCCGGAACCUGCAGCUGGAGCCCGAGCCACCCUUUGACUGCGCCACCAGCAGGGGCACGCUCACAGCCACGCGCUACUGGCGCCCGCUCUUCUGCUUCUGGCUAGUGCUCUUCGUCGUGAUCCUGCUGCCAACAGUCGUUGCCGUGGCCAUCAUGUCAAGAAACGGAGUUCGGCACGUGCUCCUGACGGCCUUCUAUGCCGUGCUGCCCUUGAGCCUGGGCGCUGUGGCGCUUCACGGCCCCGUGGCCUGGAUGCUUGGGAAGCACUACGCCAAGACCCCCCUGCAGGCAGCCUGUCAGGAGUACCUCCCGAAAGUGGUCCACGUGCCCAACCCAGGCCCGGAUGCCGGCCACCCGAAGAACCAGGGCCUCUUGGCAAACACGCUCGCGGAGCUCUGGGAGCACUUCCAGCGUAUCAUUUUGGAGCGAAACAUGCAUUUUGUGGUCGCGAACAUCGUCCGACCGCUGACAAUCAGGAAGCAAGUGUCCUUUGUGAACCUCUGGGGGGGCAGGCCGGUUGACUACUUCGUUAGCCACAGCUGGGGCACCAGCUUCCAGCACUUUGUAAAGUGCAUCCGUCGCCAUGCCGACUUCGUCGGCGCACCCAAUGACGCCUACUGGAUCUGCUCCUUUGCCAACAACCAGUGGGACAUCGCGUCGGAGUUGGGCACCAGCGUCAUGGACAGCGCCUUCGCCCGCGUCCUCCAGGCAGACGUCAAGGGGGUCGUCAUGGUGCUGGACCACGAGGUCCAGCCCCUCACUCGCGUGUGGUGUCUUUUCGAGUUCUUGCUCUCCACCUCUCUUCACUUGGACUUGGUCUUCGCCACCGACUUGGGCAUUUUGGGGGAUGAUCAGUGCGACUCCGUUGGCAUUGCCUUGGAGAUUGGAAAGAAGAUCGAGCCCCUUAGCGUUGAGCGGUGUCAUGCCUCUAGUGACGAGGACAAGCAGAAGAUCUUCACCUACAUCAGAUCUCAGCUCGGUAGCCUCGAGCGCAUGGAUGAGAGCAUCAAAGCCAUGAUCAAGGAGAUGUUGAGGCGAAACCUGCAACAUGCGAGCACGGCCACCGCCAACCUUCGCCAGGAGCUGGGAUACAAGUGA